Indicator indicator is the source of this 2219-nucleotide messenger RNA. It is a transcript of the gene RAB11A, whose product is annotated as RAB11A, member RAS oncogene family. The transcript is spliced from 5 exons. NCBI's taxonomy places the organism in Eukaryota, Metazoa, Chordata, Aves, Piciformes, Indicatoridae. Gene Ontology annotation, biological process: melanosome transport; neurotransmitter receptor transport, endosome to postsynaptic membrane; exocytosis. Bases 20 to 670 code for a protein of 216 amino acids. The record is from RefSeq and is a predicted model, not a curated record. Gene Ontology annotation, cellular component: axon; postsynaptic recycling endosome; transport vesicle. Gene Ontology annotation, molecular function: GTP binding; GTPase activity.
CGCCUCGGCGCACCCCACCAUGGGCACCCGCGACGACGAGUAUGACUAUCUCUUCAAAGUUGUGCUUAUUGGAGACUCUGGAGUAGGCAAGAGUAACCUUCUGUCUCGGUUCACUCGCAAUGAGUUUAACCUGGAAAGCAAAAGCACCAUUGGAGUAGAGUUUGCAACAAGAAGCAUUCAAGUUGAUGGGAAGACAAUAAAGGCUCAGAUAUGGGACACAGCAGGGCAGGAGCGAUACCGAGCCAUAACAUCAGCGUACUACCGUGGAGCUGUAGGGGCAUUAUUGGUGUAUGACAUUGCUAAGCACCUCACUUAUGAGAACGUAGAGCGAUGGUUGAAAGAGCUGAGAGACCAUGCUGACAGCAACAUUGUCAUCAUGCUGGUGGGAAACAAGAGCGACUUGCGCCACCUGAGAGCAGUCCCUACAGAUGAGGCCAGAGCUUUUGCAGAGAAGAAUGGUUUGUCAUUUAUUGAGACGUCUGCUUUAGACUCUACAAAUGUGGAAGCAGCUUUCCAGACUAUUCUGACAGAGAUCUAUCGCAUUGUUUCCCAGAAGCAGAUGUCGGACAGGCGUGAGAACGACAUGUCUCCCAGCAACAACGUGGUCCCCAUCCAUGUCCCUCCAACCACUGAGAACAAACCAAAGAUGCAGUGCUGUCAGAAUAUAUAGAAUCCUUCUUUCUUUCCUAAAGGCUGUGUAUAUCCCCCCAGGUCCAAGAUUUAAAUAUAUUUGUAAUUCUUGUGGUCACGUUCUUGUGUUUCAGUUACUGCUUAUUCCUUCUGAAUUUCUCCAUGUCUUAAAACACUUUGAGUUCAGUGUUUACCAAUCUAUUGCUUCUCUGUGGCUGCAGUAUUUUCCCGACAGACUUGUCGGUGUUGGUUCAGUGAAUUGGUGGAAAACUGAUGGGAUCUUUCCAACAUGAUGCCCGCUAGUCAGAGUGUACAGGCACCUUCAGGGAGUACCCCCAAGGGUUUAUUCUGCUUCUCAAAGCAAUUGCUGUCAGGCUAACUAGGAAAAUGUCUCUGGGCAGGAUAAUCUUCCCUCAUCGUAAGGUGUCUGCCUCUAAAGCUUGCUGACAUGCCCGUUGCUCUGAAGUGCAAUUUUAAUGUAAGUUAAAUGUUUUUGGCUACAUCUUCAGAUUGUCAAGUUAAGGAUUUUUAACACAGAAUAUUAUGGGGGAGAAAAGAGAGAUUCUCACAAACAAGCAGUGGGGUUUCUACCUGUGAAUGAGCUUUGCCCUGCUGCUGCAGAGGAGAGGUUGUGAUGAGGCAGAGCUGCUGGGAGGCUGGCCAGGGAGAUGCUGGUGGGACUCCACUUGGAGGUGCCUCUUGUGAAGCGAAAGCAUGAGCUGAGUAACUGAUGAAGGGUCACUAACACUGGAACCUGCAGUGUGGUUUUGUGCUGCUCAAGACUUGGCCCCCACAGUGCUGGUGGUAUCAGGAUUUGAGGAUGCCUUUUUUUCUGUCCUAGCACGCACACACACACCUGAAGGCUGUUGUCACAUGUUGCUUACCACAUUUAUUAGCACAAGCCACACAGAUAUAAACAGCUGGUGAAUCAGUGACUUCCACAACCUGCUCUUAGUUUUCAGUCCUGCUUCAUCCAGUAUUUUUACACUCUUGCAGUGGUUUGGUUAGAUACUCUUUCACAAACACCUGGAGUAGUUUUCUUACUGGAUGCAUUCCUUCUGUGGCCUGUCAUUCAGUACAAAUCAUCUGCUGGAUUAGCUUGUUCAGGGAUACAUAAACUGUGCCUUCUGCCACUGCACUCGCUGCAUUCACUGCGUGCUACUUCCCAACACCUCAUUAAUGCUGAGAUUUGGGGGCUGUAGGCACUGUGUUUCUGCAGUAUUUACCAGAGCUGUGUGUUGUAUGAAUGCCUGCAGUUAGACAGAGGGAAAAUCCUUGAUUGUAGGAGGGCGUUUCUCAAACUCUGAUAUGACCCAUGUGGAACACCCAGAUCUGGGUAGGUACCAGCUGUGUUUCGUACCCAACCUUUCUGUCUCGCGGUGCUCAUGAUGUGUAAAGGCACACGGAAGGCAUUGCUGUAGUCGGUCACUUGGUUCUGGUCUUUUUUUAAAUCCAUUUCUCCUCCUGGUAUUAGUUCUGAAGAUGCUGUGUUGAUCUGUUUGUAAAUUACUUUGUAUUUUAUGCAUGUACCUUGAUUCAUUAUUUUUUUAGAUUGAUUUAAAAUAUAUUCAUCCAUGAUUCUAAUAAAG